CAACUGAUGUGAUUGUUGACUCGGAUUUCAAAGUCUGUGUGUUACCACGUCGAGCUAAUCUGCUCAGGAUUUUCAUCAUCAGCGUUGCUGCGAUAUGGCUCUGUGUUAGCAAUGUUAGCACGGUGAACGAUUGAUUGCACACAUACUCUGGCUUGCAUCUCAAGCAAUUUAAAAACAAAGGGAGUCACCAUUUUUUAUUCAAUACUUCUGGGGUUCUCAUAAGGCCGCACACUAACCAGAUGACAAGAAAUGGCAUUUUAAAUAAGGAUUAAAUACAGUAUUAGCAUAUUUCUGUUUUUUUUUUCAUUGAAGGAAUGUCGGCUACAAAACAAUAUCUAUAUUUUUAUGCUCCAAUGCAUAUUUAAAGAUCCAGUCUUGAACAUGACAAGAACCGCAAAUACUGUGAUGCAUCGCCCAGUCCUACAAUUAUUUUUUCUUUUUUGAUUUGGGGUGUUUUAUCGGAAAGAAACCUUCACCUAAUGACGACCUUAGGGACAAAAGUGGGCGGUACCUUCUCGAAAGGAGCCGUUUGUCUUGGACGACGCCUUCUUGGAUUGGCUUCACAGCGGCUCCACGAUGCGUCUGAUCGUCGGCUCCAGCUCCAUCGGAGGCCAGUUGGAGCUGGUCGUAUCCAGACGGGAGACUCUGGACGGGCUGAGGACGCGGCUCUCUCGUCAACUUAAUGUGCACACAGACAAAAUCAUCGUGCUGCACCAGGACAAGCAAUUGACUGCUGGCAAACUCGUGGAGCAGGGAGUAGAAGAUGGCAGCAGACUGACUUUACAGGUGCCUGGAGUAGUCAGAGCUGGUUUAUUUUUUUCCCGUGCCAGAGUUGAGAGGAUGGUGGAGGUUUUGGAGAGGUUAACGGAACGCGAGAUCAGCGAUUUCCUGUCCGGGCGUUCACCUUUGGCCAUUAAACUGGCACUGGGUGUCCACACAAUGCAUGUGCAGCUGCAGCUGUCUGCUCAGGAUGUGGCUAAGUUGAAGCUGGACAAAGCCCCGGGGGCUAUUAGCAACCCACCCCCACAGGUCAACAUAGGCCAAUCUGCUUUAAGCUGCUCCCCCAAUGACACAACCACCACGCCGCCAUUUUCUUCCCCCCCAGUCACAUACGCCGCCGGCUGCACGCAAUCUGGCCGAGCUGUUUCUUCUAUGGACUGCCACCGCCAAGCAACUGCCCAUCACUCCCGUCCACACGCCACUCUUUCAACGCCAUCAUUGCACUCCGCUUGUCCGCUUCCAGUCACCACACCGGUUUGUUUCAAUGACUCCAUGAUGGCACCUCAGAGUCCGUUACCUGCCCCCACCUUUAGAGAGUCUUUUCACUCAUCCUCUGCUGAGCUGACCAAGCAACCAGGUGCAGUCAUAGAAAGUUUUGAGAGUCACUCUCAAGGGGUUUUCUCUGGAACUUUCUCCGGCACCCUGGCGCCAUGCAGCAGUCGCAGUGGCGUUAGCCAUCGCUGCCGCGGCAUCGCCGUUAUUCUGCAGAUCCUCGAUGACCUCCUCAGAGCCGCCUCACAACACCAAGGGGCUCUGACAUCCCUUUGUCCCGCUUCGGACCCUACGGGCCAGGGACACUGCUGCGAACAAAGGGUCGAGCCCGUCAGUGAGGCCCUCGAGGCUUGCGGAUUCCACACAAAGUCAGAAGAGAAUCGGACGUUGCACUGCAAGCUAAAGCGCGUCCAAUCUCUGAUGGACCAGCAACGUCAUCACAGGCAAGCUCGCAGAAGUUCCCACUUUUCACAAUCAGCUCACCCGUUUCAGCGUCACCAUCGGCCCUGAUCUCCACAGGAGUGGACUUGAAGUUACGAUGGGCGUCAUCUCUUGUGCACAUGCUACUGUUUAUUGAAUUGUGAAGAAGAAAAAAAAACGCACACAAUUUGGGUCAUUUAAUACCAACGUAUCUUCCUUUGCUUAUCCAUAAUUUAAAAGAACACUUUGCAUUACACUUGUUGUCUGCAAUACAAUUAGUCUUUUU
Messenger RNA from Hippocampus zosterae (dwarf seahorse), 1978 nucleotides. Its product is annotated as midnolin-like. Bases 577 to 1782 code for a protein of 401 amino acids. The transcript is spliced from 8 exons. The record is from RefSeq and is a predicted model, not a curated record. Gene Ontology annotation, cellular component: nucleus. NCBI's taxonomy places the organism in Eukaryota, Metazoa, Chordata, Actinopteri, Syngnathiformes, Syngnathidae.